Aspergillus calidoustus is the source of this 492-nucleotide messenger RNA. The record is from the annotation of a GenBank genome assembly. NCBI's taxonomy places the organism in Eukaryota, Fungi, Ascomycota, Eurotiomycetes, Eurotiales, Aspergillaceae.
AUGCCCAUGAAACUCGAAGGAAGCUGCCAAUGUGGCGGCGUCGAAUUCACCCUCGACUCCUCCACCCCGGUGCCCUACCAGCUCUGCGCCUGCAGCAUCUGCCGUAAGGUCGGCGGUCAUAUCGGCGCCGUGAACCUAGGUGGGAUUGCGGAUAGUCUCAAGAUCAAGAAGGGGGAGGGUUUGAUUAAAAAAUACAACGCCAUCAAAAACCGAGGCACGAAAGACGAACAGAAAUGCUCGUCGGAGCGAAACUUUUGCUCAAACUGCGGAUCUAUGCUCUGGCUUUGGGAUAAGACUUGGCCGGAGCUGAUCCAUCCGUUUGCGUCGGCGAUUGAUACUGACCUACCGGUUCCCGAGGAGAUGGUCUGUCUCAUGGGAGAUUCGAAGCCGGCGUGGGCACGAUGGCCUGAGGGGAAGAAGCUGGUGUAUGACCAGUAUCCGGAGCUGAGUCUGGAGGAUUGGCAUAAGAAGCAUAAUUUGUUUUUCGAGUAA